Messenger RNA from Centropristis striata (black sea bass), 2773 nucleotides. RefSeq names its product neurotrophic tyrosine kinase, receptor, type 2a (gene ntrk2a). Gene Ontology annotation, molecular function: ATP binding; brain-derived neurotrophic factor binding; brain-derived neurotrophic factor receptor activity. Gene Ontology annotation, cellular component: signaling receptor complex; axon; plasma membrane. The coding region runs from base 269 to 2716 and encodes 815 amino acids. NCBI's taxonomy places the organism in Eukaryota, Metazoa, Chordata, Actinopteri, Perciformes, Serranidae. The record is from RefSeq and is a predicted model, not a curated record. The transcript is spliced from 20 exons. Gene Ontology annotation, biological process: regulation of phosphatidylinositol 3-kinase/protein kinase B signal transduction; positive regulation of kinase activity; multicellular organism development.
UCAGUGUGGCAGUGUGAUUUUGACUGACUGGCUGACUGACGGGGGAUUCUGGAGGAAGCUCACAGGAAAGGGACGACACACUCUCCGGGCUUCUUUUUUUCCUGUCAUUGUUGAUGGUUUUCUGGCUGCGCCGCCUGUAUCCACCUCAGCAUCGGAUUUUGCUUUAUUUCUCCUCUCCUUGAUUGGCUGAACCGGGGCUGAACCCAGCCAACCUGGGCCGGGCUGUGGGGCUGUUCAGCGAGCCUAAUAGCUGAAGUUGGCACCCGAGAUGAGCGCCUGGAGACCCGGGAGCGGGGCUCUCUCUUUGCCGGGGAGAGUGUCUGGGUCGUGGCGGUGCUGGUGGUGGUGGGUUGUGGUGAUCGGGGUGUCAGUGGGCUCUGGUGAUCCGUGGUUGUCCGCGGAGGCAUGCCCGUGGACUUGUACUUGCAGCGGCACCAGGAUCUCCUGCGUGGACCCGGAGCUGGGUAUCAAUGCUUUCCCCGUCCUGCAGAGCGAGGCGGAGAUGGAGAACAUCACCGACAUUUACAUCGCCAACCAGAGCAGCUUCUCCUCCAUCAACGACAAAGACCUGCACUACUACAAGAAUCUCAGGAACCUAACCGUGACCAGCAGCAGGCUAACCUAUGUAUCGCAGCUGGCCUUUCAAAACAACCUCAAGAUACAGUACCUGAAUCUGAAAGAUAACAACCUUUCAUCGCUGUCCUGGAGGAUAUUCAAACACCUCAACAUCUCUUAUCUGAUCCUGACAGGGAACCCUCUGCACUGCUCCUGCGAGAACAUGUGGAUCAAGCUGUGGUUGGGAGAGGAAGCAGACAACCAGGAGCUGCGCUGCAUCGAGGAUGGAGGAGGACGCAAGCUGCUGUCCAGACUGACACUACCUAACUGUGAGGUUCCCAUGGCAACGUUGAGCCCAUCCAAAGUGACGCUAAAGGAAGGGGAGCAUGUGGACCUGUCCUGUACGACCUCUGGGGUGCCCUCUCCUCAGCUGAUAUGGAACAUGGCGUUGGUCUCCAACUACGAGAUCGAGACGUCAGGGCAGAUUUCGGUGCUUCGACUGUCCAACCUGUCGUCGAUGGACCACAACAGCAAGAUCAGCUGCACCGCCGAGAACAUAGUUGGAGAGAAUGAGUCCUCGCUGCUGCUGAAUAUACUUUUUCCUCCCAAAAUCACGAAACUGAGUGAUGCAAUCUCUGACCAUCACUGGUGCAUCCCCUUCAGCAUGGCAGGAAACCCAGAGCCGGAGCUAGAGUGGUAUCGGGAUGGCGAACUGGUAACGGAGGGGAUGUACAUCAUGACCAGGAUCCAUGACAUCACAGAGAGAGAGUACCACGGCUGCCUGCAGCUGGACAGCCCCACACACAUCAACAAUGGCCGCUACACACUCGUGGCUACAAACAUAUACGGGACAGACCAAAAAGAGGUGCAGGCUCACUUCAUGACCAGACCGCUGGAUGGAACGGACAAGGAGCCUUACUAUUAUGAUCUAACCACAGAAGGCCCCCCUGUAGACCCUCCUGAAGACAGAGUCGCUGUGUACGUGGUUGUGGGCAUUGCUGCUGUCGCCUUCACCGGUUUCCUUCUAAUGUUGGUUAUUCUCAAGUUUGGAGGAAACUCUAAGUUUGGCAUCAAAGGACCAUCUUCGGUGAUCAGUAACGAUGAUGACUCAGCCUCUCCUCUUCACCACGUCUCCAAUGGCAGUAACACUCCUUCUUCCUCAGAGAUGGGCCCUGACGCGGUAAUCAUCGGCAUGACCAAGAUCCCGGUGAUAGAAAACCCUCAGUACUUCAGGAGCACAAACAGCCUGCUCAAAACUGACACAUUCGUCCAGCAUAUAAAGAGACACAACAUUGUGCUGAAGAGAGAGCUGGGGGAGGGAGCCUUUGGAAAAGUCUUCCUGGCCGAGUGUUACAACCUCUCGCCUGACCAGGAGAAGAUACUGGUGGCUGUGAAGACACUUAAGGAGGCCAGUGAAAAUGCCAGGAAGGAUUUCCACCGCGAGGCUGAGCUGCUGACCAACCUACAGCACGAACACAUUGUCACUUUCUAUGGAGUGUGUGUGGAGAGCGACCCUCUCAUCAUGGUGUUCGAGUACAUGAAACAUGGAGACCUGAACAAGUUCCUCAGGGCUCACGGUCCGGAUGCAGUUCUGAUGGCAGAGGGUCAGACCACCAGACCCGUGGAGCUGACCCAGUCUCAAAUGCUGCACAUCGCCCAGCAGAUAGCAUCUGGCAUGGUCUACCUGGCAUCACAGCACUUUGUGCACCGCGACCUGGCCACCAGGAACUGCCUGGUGGGCGAGAACCUGCUGGUAAAGAUUGGAGACUUUGGCAUGUCCAGAGACGUCUACAGCACUGACUACUACAGGGUAGGUGUCGGAGGUCACACCAUGCUGCCAAUCCGUUGGAUGCCUCCUGAAAGCAUCAUGUACAGAAAGUUCACCACAGAGAGCGAUGUUUGGAGUUUAGGAGUUGUUCUCUGGGAGAUCUUCACUUAUGGAAAGCAGCCGUGGUACCAGCUCUCCAAUAAUGAGGUGAUAGAGUGUAUAACCCAGGGCAGGGUGCUGCAGCGGCCCCGGACCUGUCCUAAAGAAGUAUACGACCUGAUGUUGGGCUGCUGGCAGCGAGAGCCACACAUGAGACUCAACAUCAAAGAAAUUCAUGGUCUGCUCCUCAAUCUGGCAAAAGCCUCACCUGUAUAUCUGGAUAUACUGGGCUGAACAAAGGAGGAGAACGGAGGAUGUGUGUGUGUGUGUGUGUGUGUGUGUGUGUGUAUU